Arabidopsis thaliana (thale cress) is the source of this 2313-nucleotide messenger RNA. It is a transcript of the gene NAC028, whose product is annotated as NAC domain containing protein 28. The transcript is spliced from 6 exons. Gene Ontology annotation, biological process: DNA-templated transcription; regulation of DNA-templated transcription. The record is from RefSeq and is marked reviewed. Gene Ontology annotation, molecular function: DNA binding. The coding region runs from base 153 to 2048 and encodes 631 amino acids. NCBI's taxonomy places the organism in Eukaryota, Viridiplantae, Streptophyta, Magnoliopsida, Brassicales, Brassicaceae. Gene Ontology annotation, cellular component: nucleus.
AUCGAAUUCAAACCCUUAUGUUACGCUUCUUUCUUAUAUAACUGUCUCUUCAUAUUCUCACUCCUUCUCCUCCCUCUUCUCCUUUUUCUCUCUUAAGUUCUAUAAAUGUUCAUAUUUGUUUCUAGCUAAGAAGUUUGUAUAAGGCAGUGGACAUGGCUCCUGUUUCAAUGCCUCCAGGUUUCCGGUUUCAUCCAACAGACGAAGAGCUUGUCAUAUACUACCUCAAGCGAAAGAUUAAUGGUCGGACUAUUGAGUUAGAGAUAAUACCCGAGAUUGAUCUUUACAAAUGCGAACCUUGGGAUUUACCUGGGAAGUCCUUGCUGCCAAGUAAAGACCUAGAAUGGUUCUUUUUCAGUCCUCGAGACCGGAAAUAUCCAAACGGAUCAAGAACAAACCGGGCGACCAAAGCAGGUUACUGGAAAGCCACCGGGAAAGAUCGUAAAGUGACUUCACAUUCACGGAUGGUUGGAACAAAGAAAACAUUAGUUUAUUACCGAGGAAGAGCGCCUCAUGGCUCUCGUACCGAUUGGGUCAUGCACGAGUACCGUCUUGAAGAACAAGAAUGUGACUCUAAAUCCGGUAUACAGGAUGCCUAUGCACUUUGUCGAGUAUUUAAGAAGAGUGCUUUAGCCAACAAAAUUGAAGAACAACACCAUGGUACGAAGAAGAACAAAGGAACGACUAAUAGUGAACAAUCUACUUCUAGUACUUGUUUGUAUUCUGAUGGAAUGUAUGAAAACCUCGAAAACUCGGGGUAUCCAGUCUCACCUGAGACAGGAGGCUUAACUCAACUCGGUAAUAAUUCGUCGUCGGAUAUGGAAACGAUAGAGAAUAAAUGGAGUCAGUUUAUGUCGCAUGACACGUCCUUCAACUUCCCACCUCAGUCUCAAUAUGGAACAAUCUCAUAUCCUCCCUCGAAGGUUGAUAUAGCGUUAGAGUGUGCAAGACUACAAAAUCGUAUGUUGCCACCAGUACCACCACUUUACGUAGAAGGUCUCACACACAAUGAAUAUUUUGGAAACAAUGUAGCUAACGAUACAGAUGAAAUGUUGAGCAAGAUUAUAGCAUUGGCUCAAGCCUCACAUGAGCCACGAAACAGUCUAGACUCAUGGGACGGUGGUUCUGCUUCCGGGAACUUCCAUGGAGACUUUAACUAUUCCGGAGAAAAAGUCUCAUGCCUAGAGGCGAACGUGGAGGCUGUAGAUAUGCAAGAACACCAUGUGAAUUUUAAGGAAGAAAGACUUGUUGAAAACUUGAGAUGGGUAGGAGUAUCAAGCAAGGAACUUGAAAAGAGCUUCGUUGAAGAACACUCAACGGUAAUUCCUAUAGAAGAUAUUUGGAGAUAUCAUAAUGAUAAUCAAGAACAAGAACAUCAUGAUCAAGAUGGUAUGGACGUUAACAACAACAAUGGAGAUGUGGAUGAUGCUUUCACACUCGAGUUUUCGGAAAACGAACAUAACGAGAAUCUUUUGGACAAGAACGAUCAUGAGACAACGAGUUCCUCAUGUUUUGAGGUGGUAAAAAAAGUUGAGGUUAGCCAUGGAUUGUUUGUCACAACUCGUCAGGUAACCAACACAUUCUUCCAACAGAUAGUACCAUCGCAAACCGUUAUAGUUUAUAUAAAUCCGACGGAUGGCAAUGAGUGUUGUCAUAGUAUGACAUCAAAAGAGGAGGUUCAUGUCCGUAAAAAGAUAAAUCCGCGAAUCAACGGAGUAAGCUCAACAGUUCUUGGACAAUGGAGAAAAUUCGCGCAUGUUAUUGGCUUCAUUCCUAUGCUUCUAUUGAUGCGUUGUGUUCAUCGAGGUAACUCUAACAAAAACAGAGGCAGUGAAGGUUACUCGAGGCAGCCUACGAGAGGAGAUUGUAACAAUCGGGGAACAAUACUCAUGAUGGAAAAUGCUGUCGUGAGAAGAAAAAUUUGGAAGAAGAAGAAAGAGAAAAAUAUGGUUGACGAACAAGGUUUUCGGUUUCAAGAUAGUUUCGUAUUGAAGAAGUUGGGGCUUUCUCUUGCUAUCAUCUUAGCUGUUUCUACCAUAAGUCUUAUUUGAAUACUGAGGUUCAAUAUAUCAUAUAUGGCUUUUCACUUUUCUAUUGUACUCCCAUUUGCCUAGGUCGUAUUUACUCUCAUUUGCUUUUUCCAUUUCUCUAAAGUCGUCUAAACAAAACUAGAUUUGGUUAUUUUCUGUUUAUGUAUUAAGUGAUAUGAUCUCUCCGCGGGUUGAACGAUCAGUCUUCUGUCUGGUUUUUAUUAUUAUUAUUAUGUUUGCAUGCACGUAAGACGGUAAGAGCAGAUUAUACGAACAUUAACAAUUU